UUGUGCGAUUUUAUAGGAGCUCUUACGUCAGAAGAAAUAGCGGAUAUAACUGAAACAUGCUGCAGUUAUGGAGAGAUGUUUAUGAUGACUUCUCCUGAAAAAGAUUGUUCUAAACUAGGCACACCUGAAGAUAUUGAACCCGAACAGAUGGAAGCUUGUAAACCAGCCGCAAAAACCUGCUGCGAACAGCAAAUAUUGAAAACAGACGAAUGCAACGCUGGCAUAAAGUGGGCUGUGGCUAAGAAAUGUGAAACGCCUGAAGGAGAAAUUGGAAAGACUUGUUGCGACGAGUGUUCAUUUGGUCGUCUCGCUGGGACCCAGGGUAGGCAGGCCUGUGGCGAAGUACCUACGGAAUUCUUGAGCCCAUUAACAGCUUUGAGAAAGAUAGCCUAUCAUAAAUGUUGUGUGGAAGCUGCGCAGGAAUUAGAGACGACUACGGAGAAAAAAGAAGUAACUACUACAGAAAAACCAAAGGAAAAAUGUAAGGCGAACUCUUGUGAGCAUAAUUGUUCGGACAGUGACGGCAAGGUCACGUGUCUGUGUAAAGAUGGUUAUAGACUUCAACAAGAUAAAAAAUCUUGUAAAGAUAUAAAUGAAUGUGCAGAAGCCGUAGAUGACUUGUGCACAGAUAAGGACACUGUGUGCCACAAUACUGAAGGAUCAUAUAAAUGUGUGCCUCUUAAAAAGCGAGAUGUUGGCCUAAGUUGUCCUCCAGGAUUUAAACGAAAUGUCGUUAACCAAGUCUGUGAUGAUAUUAAUGAGUGCCGUCUUCCAAGGCCGCCGUGUCCAAAGUACCUCUGUGAAAACACUAUCGGUGGUUACAAAUGUGCCGGUAAAGUUGGAAAACCUUACACAGAAGAUGGUACAGCACCAACAACUGAGGCUGGAGCAUCAACUUCAUCGACUGUGAGAAAUGAUAUCUGCCCGCCGGGUUUCAGAGCUGGCCCUGAUGAUGAAUGUCUUGAUAUCGAAGAGUGUGAGGAACAUUUGGACGACUGCCAGCGUCUAUCACAAUAUUGUAUAAACACUCACGGAAGCUAUUUCUGCCAGGACCAUGUCUCUAAGCGAUGCGCUCCCGGCUUCAAGGUCAAUGGUAACACUGGUAUAUGUGAAGAUAUCGACGAAUGCGAAGAAAGCUCAGAAGUGUGCAAACGAAAUGAAGUUUGUAUUAAUUUGCCAGGAGCCUACAAUUGCAAGUCAAAAAUUAGUACCCUACCAAAGCUGGCCACACAGAAUUGCCAAGAAGGUACACGUAGACGAGGAAGCAGUUGCGAAGAUAUUGACGAAUGUCGAGAAGGAACGCAUUUGUGCGACCAGUUUCAGAACUGCAUUAAUACCUUCGCCGGACAUGAAUGUCGCUGUAAGAACGGUUUUGAGUUAGACUCAACAUCAGGAUCAUGUGUGGAUAUUGAUGAGUGCGCCCUAAAGUUAGACAACUGUGGCUUUGAACUGCGUUGUUUAAACGUACUAGGUUCUUUCACUUGUACACGAUCAACAUCAACACCACCGGCGCCAGUUUAUGAAUAUGAAUAUUACGACUCCGAGGAGGACAAUUCAGUAAUUCCAAGUCCAGAGACUUCAUCGUCUACAACGACUUCAACCACAACGUCUACCACAACGACCACGACCACAACCACGCCAAGACCGACCACAACCAGCUCUACCACUACCACUCCUAGACCAUCCACCACUCCUAGACCAUCCACCACGCCGAGACCAUAUCCACCCAGAAGAUACCCCAACACACCAAGAAGACCAAUCUAUCAUAGAACUUCCACUUCAACCACAACUAGUACGACCUCAACAACUCCGCCACCGGUGCCAAAAUAUCCAGAAUGGUCGGACUAUCCAAGAGAAAACACAACUCCAAAAGAAGUAACAGUUCCAAAACCAGAUAUAACAAAUGUUAUCGAAAACGACAAAGAACCAGACGGCAGUUUUGUCCUCAAUACAAAUGAUAUCCCAAAGGAUAGAUGGACCAACGUUAUCAACAGAGAUCAUGAUAGGUUUAAUCCAAACUGGUUGCAUUGUCUGGAUGGAUAUGAGAGGAAUGAACGGGGGGAAUGCGUUGACAUCAACGAAUGCGAAGCCAAUCGACAUAGUUGCAGUUCCUUAGAGUACUGUAUAAAUACACCAGGCAGUUACGACUGCGAGUGUAUUCCUGGUUUUGUGAGGGAUCCAUCCGGCUGGUGCGGUGUUGCAACUACCCCCAGUACUUCUCCAUCGCCACCUACUCCAAGACCAACCACUGUAAGGCUAACUACUCCAAAACCAACCACUACUUCAAGACCUACAACUACACCAAGACCUACCAGACCGCCAAGAAUACCAGCUAGACCAACUAGACCUAUACCAAGAAUAACUCCUAGAACUACAAUUAGACCAAUAACAAGCAGUACAUCAACGUCGACAACCUCACGUAGUACAAAUACAAAUGAAGUUGCUCCGCUAGCACCAACGCCAACCUGGUAUCCAAGUCCAUCGCGUGGUCAUCUCAGCCCGGUUAAUUGCGAGCUAGGGUAUACUUACAACCACAAUGAAAGGAAAUGUGUUGAUAUAGAUGAAUGUGCUACCCAAAGGGCUAGCUGCGGACCUACAGAGGACUGCGUUAAUACAGAAGGAGGAUAUCGCUGUGAAUGUGGCCCAAGAUGUCUAUCUCGUAGACAAAACACCUCUUAUACUUACCACGACAGCCCGCCAGUUAUCAGUCCAGAUUCCAACGUGAUCACUAUAGGAGCUCAGUACGGCCAGCGAGGGCCGAGGUACAUGCGUCCAACAUACAAACGACUCCAUGACACAGGAUCUGUACUCACUACAUGUCCAUGGGGCUACAAACUUACACCAGAUAGAGUCUGUAUGGAUUUGGAUGAAUGUGAGAUGAAUAUCUCCGAGUGUGGUCCGCAGCAGAGAUGUGAAAACUUCUAUGGAGGCUACUCCUGCCAGUGCCCAGCCGGCCAUUGGAGCAACGGCAAGAAAUGUGAUGAUAUCGAUGAGUGCAGUUAUGGCAAUACUUGUUCUUACAACGCGCGAUGCAUCAACACUAUUGGGUCCUAUCGUUGUGAGUGUUCAGAGGGCUUCAGAAACGCUCCGUCUAAUGACAAAGUCUGUGUGGAUGUUGACGAAUGCUCCGAGCCUGAACCAUUAUGUGAACAAGUGUGCGUUAAUGCCUGGGGCGGAUACAGGUGCUAUUGUAACAGAGGCUAUAGACUCAGCAAUGACAAUCGGACUUGUACUGAUGUAGAUGAAUGUGCAGAGGCAGGGGCCCGUAUAUGUACAGCUCAGUGUGUUAACACAGUGGGCUCCUAUCGUUGCGCUUGUCCUUCGGGCUACCGACUGGCUGACGAUAAACGAUCUUGUCUAGAUAUUGACGAAUGUGAAAAUGGCCAAGCUCGCUGCGGUGGUGUGGGAGAGGUUUGUCAGAACACCCGCGGUGGCUAUCACUGCCAUCAGAUAAAAUGCCCACCAGGAUACCGGCUUGAAGGAAAACACAAAUGUGCCCGAAUACAACGCUCGUGUCCAGUGUCAGACUGGUCGUGUCUUCAGCAACCGAGCACCUAUAGCUACAAUUUUAUAACAUUCGUCUCCAACUUGUAUUUACCUCUAGGAAGUGUGGAUCUAUUCUCUAUGCAAGGUCCCGCAUGGCGUGAUGCUGUUGUAAACUUUGAGAUGCGUCUGUUAGACGUGCAAGCGGCGCCUGGAGUCAAACCAGCGGAUAUUACGUGCUUUGGCAUGAGGCCUAGUAACAACGUGUGCGUGAUCUCUCUCCAAUGUUCCCUCCAGGGUCCACAAGUAGCUGAAUUGGAACUAACCAUGUCUUUAUACCAAAGAUCAAUGUUCGCUGGCAACGCGGUCGCCAGAUUAGUUGUAAUCGUAUCAGAAUAUGAAUACUAA
Molecule: messenger RNA, 3891 nt
Organism: Danaus chrysippus (African queen)
Lineage: Eukaryota; Metazoa; Arthropoda; Insecta; Lepidoptera; Nymphalidae
Source: the annotation of a GenBank genome assembly